AUGGUGAUCGCGAUCACCAAGUAUUUCGACUGGCCACUGGCCCAACUCGAUGUGGUGACAGCCUUUCUCUAUGGAGUGAUGAAGGAGAAGGUGUACUGCGUGAUACCAGAAGGCGUCGAGAUGGAUGGCGACUUCGACUGUCUCGAGUUGGUGAAGGCGAUCUACGGUCUCAAGCAAGCUUCACGUGUGUGGAACGAGACUUUCGACGAGUUCGUAUGCUCUAUCGAUUUCGAAGCGUCGGCGUUCGACCCAUGUCUCUACAUCAAGGUUGUCGACGGUCACUGUGUGCUCGUGCUGGUCUACGUGGAUGACGUGUUGGUCACCGGCAGCUCGCUCGAGUUGAUUGCGCAGACGAAGGCCGACCUCAAGACGCGUUUCGAGAUGACCGACAGUGGCAAGUGUACUUUUGUACUGGGCAUCGAACUGGUGGACGAAUCGGAUGGCAGCGUGACGAUGUGCCAGCGACGGUAUGUCAACGACAUCCUCAAGCGCUUCGGCAUGGAUGAGUGCAAGGCCAAAGCAAAUCCGGUCGAUUUGAGCACUCGGCUUGUCGCAAGCAGCGAAGCGGCCAAGAUCGACGUUCCGUUUCGUGAAGCUGUGGGAGCUUUGAUGCACUUGACGACUGCGACGCGCCCGGACAUUGCGUAUGCUGUGGGGUACGUCUCGCGCUUCAUGGAGAAUCCGCAGCAAGAACAUUGGACGGCGGUGAAGCGCAUCUUUCGUUACUUGCAAGGGACCAAGUCGCACGGACUCCGCUUCCAGCCAAGCGACAAGAUCGACUUUCGUGGCUACUCGGACGCGGACUGGGCCGGUGACCACGCUGAUCGCAAGUCGACUUCGGGUUACACUUUCAUGCUGAUGGGUGCUCCUGUGAGUUGGGGAAGCAAGAAGCAGUCAAGUGUGUCGCUGUCGAUGAGUGAAGCGGAAUACAUCGCACUGAGUCUGGCCAUCCAGGAAGGCAAGUGGGUGCAUCGCCUGCUAUGCGAGAUUUUGGCGGCCGCAAACGAACCAGGACUGGACCUCGUCAUCCGUGAUAACAACCAGUCGUGCAUCAAGAUGACGAAGAAUCCGGUGAAUCAUGGCCGCGCCAAGCACAUCGACAUCAAGUACCAUCACAUCCGUGAUGAGGUCAAGCGCGGUGAAGUGCAGCUCGAGUAUUGCGAGACUUCCGUGAUGAUGGCGGACAUCAUGACCAAGGGACUUUUGGGACCUCGUCACAAGGACUUGACGACGGCUCUCGGCAUUCGUGCGAGUUCGGAUUGA
This is a messenger RNA of Peronospora matthiolae, 1263 nucleotides long. The record is from the annotation of a GenBank genome assembly. Lineage: Eukaryota; Oomycota; Peronosporomycetes; Peronosporales; Peronosporaceae.